AUUGUGUGCUCAAAUUAGUGGGAGAAACGUGUUAAUAUUAAUAUGCAUAAAUGUGUAUGUAUUAACUACAUAAUAGGUACGCACAUGCAUGCAAUAUUUUUUGCAGUAUUUGAAUACCUCUUUAUAUGGUGCAGCUUCAUUUAGGAUAUGAUAUAAUUACUGAAUUAACUUAGUUUCCAAAGUUACGUGCACCUGAUUGUUUGUACUACUUACUAAAAAGAACUCAUUUGUGCUUGUAUGAAUACACAUAAAUGUCUCUUUAAUAUGUACUCUUUCAGUCCAAAUUAUUUAAUGUGCAAUAUUUUCUGCAGUAUUUGAAUACCUCAUUUGUGCUUCUUUCUUAGGUGCAAGUAAAACAGUGUCUUUUUGUAUUAGAAUCUAUUAUGGUUUUGAGAAUUAAGAAGAUUGAGUUCUUUCAAAAAAUAUCCAGUAAAAUUAGGACAAAAGGUUGGAGGAUAAUAUGAUCUUAGUCUGGGUUGUCUUUCCCUUUUUUCUUCAGAAAUGUUUAAGGAGAGGGGUGGAGUGAAUAAUGUGGAUUAGUGUUGCAUGACCGAGUAGCAACCUUAAUCCGCUAGGUUUGAUACUGGAAUUCAAGAAUCAAUUUAGCCCUUGAAACUUAAAAGUAGAUACUGCCAUGAGCAUUUUCAGAUAACUAGUCAUCUCAGUUAUGUUAGAUAUUGACUAGAAUUACAUUAUAAAUUUAUUACUGUAAUUGUCUAUUCGUUAGCAGAUAUGCUAGACUGAAUUGAAAUGAUGCAGUCAGAAUUCCUGACAUUAAGGUUCUUUUCACUUCUUCUCAAACUUAUUCACGUAGAGAUAAAAAAUUUAACUGUGUUUUUUUUUCCACUGCUGGACUUUUGCUUAGACCCAUACGAUUUAGCUUUUUCAUCAUCUUUUAAAUUUUGGGAAGUCAUCUGUUUGCAUAAAUGUACUAGCAGUUUGGCUGAAAUUGUGAAACAAUAGGAAAAGGUGCUCCUAACUUACCGAAUUAUACUUUUACCGAAUUUGAAUGCGAAAUCUUGGUGAUGUUCGAUCUAAAGUUCGAGUAUCCUGCUCGGCUAUUUUAGGUUGGAGAGUAUUAUAGUCCAGAUUUUUUCCCCAGUAAACUUAAAAAGGCUUAUUUUCGCACAAAUUCUUUAAAGAGGUAUAAAAGAUAACCAGUACCCGAAAUGAUACUAUUUGUGCAAAUCACCCUGAUUUUCCUUACUGAAGGCGCAUAUCCAGCAAAACCCAAAGCCAGCACAAACAAGAGAAAUAUUAGGGAAAGACUAGUCAGUUAGUCUAAAGGCAAAAGGGUCAAUAGCACUUCAGUAGGAACUCAUUUAUGAUAAUGCCCAAGAACCACAAUAGUAGUGACAAGAGUAUGAAGAUACUCAAGAAAGAUCCCUUUUCCAUGUGUAUGUUAAAGACUACAUAUUGGUUUGAAAUGCGAGGAGGCUGCACUGCCUCAUAUCGCCAUUUCCAUGCAUUUCUCUCUAUGUGAGCGGCUGUAAUUAAGGUUGUUCCUAUUCGUGAAUCUUGAUUGCUGUAAUCUCGUGUUUUAAAUUUAUUAGUAUCCUCAAUUCUUGACUGUUUAUUGCUGUAAUCUCUUGUUUUAAAUUUGUUACUAUCCUCAAUUCUUGACUGUUAUUGCUGUAAUCUCUUGUUUUAAAUUUGUUACUAUCUUCGGUUCAUAACUGUUUAAUUGCUGAUUGAAGAAUAUGAAUUACUGUAAUCUCGUGUUUUAUUAAAUAGUCCCUACUCACCACCCACUUUUCCCUUUGCCAUUUACUUCCAUUGCAGCCAAAGCAUUUCCCUAGAUUCACAUAUGGGUGAGUGUUAAUCCCUGCAUUCGUUUCUUGAUAUAUUAUGGUGUAUGCUAAUAAGAGGGACGCCAAAAAGUUGGUGCCUUUUCGUCGUAAAAUAACUUAGUUGGUUUAUUUUGAUUAUACCAUUGAAACUACCACCUUGAUGGUCAUGCAUGUAUCCAUGAGGAUUCAUAUUUCUUUCCUUUUCUGAUCAGUCAUAUAUGUCUUUCCUAUGUUAUGUUUUUGGCAUCAGAUUUUGAUUUUGAUGAGAUCUGGCCACAAUCUGUCGUAGAAUAUGACUUCAUUGAGUUGUGUCAUUCUCUACAAUCAGAUCUGUGAUUCUGAAUUUACAAAUUUUGGGGAGUAAGGGAAGGAUGAAGUGAAGAGGAUACGAGAUAUCAGAGAGAGCACCCUAAAAAGGAAAAAAAAGGUUUUACAUGUGUUACAAACUUUUUCGGGUGAUUGUCAUUGAUCUUUUAGUUCAGAUUAAUUCGAUACCGGUGAUGCUCCUUUUCUUCUUGAAGGACACUAGCUUAUAAUGAAAAAAACCCGUUGGAUAGAUACUGCUCUAAGGCAAGAGAGAUGACUUUGCAGUUUAUCUAACAUUACUUACUGCUUCCAGAUACUGCUAAACUUCUUUUGUUGUUCGUCAGCCUGAGCUAUGACUUUUAUUUUUGCAGACUGAAAUUUUGCUGUCUCGUGUCUACUUAAGGGAACAUUUGCUACACUUGAGAUGGAGAGCUCCAACUCUAAUGCUGAAAACUCGACCUUCAGUGGAACUCUUAAUGCUAGUGCUAAUUCAACUCCUACUAAUAUGCCAAGAAAUGGCACUAUCCAGUCCCAUAUUGAGGAAGUGCAGGCCGAACUCGGACAGAAUGAUCGUGCAUCAGCUGAAUUCGUGUCUAACCAGGAGGAUGUAAACCAUUCUUCUCAUGCUGAAUUUUGCUUAGUAUGUCAACGAGUGAUUUCUGGGAGCACGACGUUGAAUUCCUUGCUUGAACAUACUCAUGAUCUCCUUUCUGCUAAUGCUGGUGGCGGAGAGAGAACGGCCGAUGUGGUCGAUUCAUCUACACAAACCAUGAUUCCAGAAAGUGAAGGUGAACUGGAAGAAGAAGGUGAAAAUGGUGGGCAGGAUCCUACUAUUGACAAUGAGCUCUUAAUGGAAUUGGAACUCUACGAGCAUAUGAGAAAUGUUAUUGCUGCAUUGAGGCACACAACUUUUCCGGUAUACAUUAAGCUGCAUAAGUACGACUCGUCAACAUGUCUUGAGAGCGAGGAACAGUGCUGCAUAUGCUUGGAUGAGUAUUGGGACGGGGAAGAACUUGCAAAAAUUGAUUGUGGCCAUGUAUACCAUAUUAACUGCAUCAAAGACUGGAUCAAGAUCGAGAACUCUUGCCCCAUUUGCAGGAGGCUCGCUAUGGUACAUUGAGAAUCCGUGCAUUCCAUGUGCACUCGGCUGCAACUAAUCAGUUUAGUUCGAGCUGGGUGAACUAACUUGUGGCAUCGUUCUGAAUUUUCUUGUUUGAUAAAGCUCAAGAGAGUCGAGCGAAACUUAAAAAUAAGGAACCGUUCUCGGAUAGAGAAAACAAUGGUCUUUGGUCUUUUAGUUUUUAUUUGUUUAUCGGUGAUAAUAAGUUUAGCGAGACAUCGAAGCUAAGCAUAACUUUGGUACUCAUGUUGGUUUGAGUGGUUGAUAUCCAAAAAAUUUGAUUCUUAUGGAUAUUUUCUGCAGGUUUUUGAAUA
Molecule: messenger RNA, 3530 nt
Organism: Nicotiana attenuata
Lineage: Eukaryota; Viridiplantae; Streptophyta; Magnoliopsida; Solanales; Solanaceae
Product: E3 ubiquitin-protein ligase MBR2-like
Exons: 5
Coding region: 2521-3216 (231 amino acids)
Molecular function (GO): ubiquitin protein ligase activity
Source: RefSeq, a predicted model, not a curated record